Molecule: messenger RNA, 2559 nt
Organism: Boleophthalmus pectinirostris (great blue-spotted mudskipper)
Lineage: Eukaryota; Metazoa; Chordata; Actinopteri; Gobiiformes; Gobiidae
Product: seizure protein 6 homolog
Exons: 16
Coding region: 1-2559 (852 amino acids)
Biological process (GO): synapse maturation; regulation of dendrite development
Cellular component (GO): dendritic spine; dendritic shaft; endoplasmic reticulum
Source: RefSeq, a predicted model, not a curated record
AUGCGGCGUAUGGGAGGGGAAAUUCACACUUUCACGGCCCGAUACCAAACGAUCCACGGCCUGGUACUGGUCCCUGUGUCCACCUCUGAGGACGUCCCACAGGAGGGCGGGGCCAGUCUGUACCCCCCGACGCGGGAGCCGAUCAGACGAGGCGCAGAGGUGACCACGAUCCCGCCCCUGAACCUCCCGAAUCGGCACACGCUCCACGGCGGCCCGCCUCAGCUCCGCCGCGCUCCGGCCCGACCGUACACCCACAGCGAGGCCCCCACGGCGCCACCGGAGGGCAGCAGCGCGACGCCGAACCACAACGGAGACGGUUUAUCUACGAACGGAGAGAGAGAAGAGAGACCGGACUUUAAACCGAUCGGAGAUGAGGAAACCACGACUACAACCAUCACCACGACUACGGUUAUUACUACUAUGCAGAGCCCAGUUUCGUGCCAGUUGAACCUGACCGGACCCGAGGGCUUCAUCCAGGCUCCUCCCGAGUCCGGCUCCUCCUUCCUCUCCACUGCGGACUGCUCCUACGUCAUCACGGUUUACACGGGCUACGGCGUGGAGGUGCAGGUGAUGAGCGUGAAUCUGUCGGAGGGGGACAAAGUGGUGUUCGAGGACGUAGGACGCGGGGAGAACUCCAUGUUGGCCAACGAGACCAUCCUGAUGAGAGGGUUGGUCGUACGGAGCCACAGCAACCAGCUCUCCAUCCGCUUCCACAGCAGCAGGCCGGAGGCAGGGACCGUGCUGCUCCGAUACCAAGCGUUCAUCCUGAGCUGUCCGUUCCCGUCCUCUCCGUCGUUCGCUCAGGUGUCUGUGAGCAGUCUUCACUCGGGGGGCCAGGCCUUCUUCUCUUGUCUGACCGGGUAUCAGCUCCAGGGGCCCCGCGUCCUCACCUGCCUCAACGCCACCACCCCCUACUGGAGCGGCAAGGAACCGCGCUGCUACCCGUCGUGUGGGGGUCUCCUGGCUAACGUCUCCGUGGGGCGGAUCGUCUCUCCGGGUUUUCCCUCAAACUACAGUAACAACCUGACGUGUCACUGGCUCCUGCGCGCCCCCUCUGGACACCGGCUGCACGUGCACUUCGAGAAGGUGGCGCUGGCUGAAGACGACGACCGUUUGGUGAUAAAAAACGGAAACAGCAUCGACGCCGCGGUUCUGUACGACUCGUAUGAAGUGGAGUAUCUCCCAAACGAAGGCCUGCUCAGCUCCUCCAGGUUCCUCUUCAUCGAAUUCACCACAGACGCCACAGCGACCUCUACUGGUGUGGCCCUCAGAUACCAGGCGUUCGCUCCGGGCCACUGCUACGAGCCGUUCGUGAAGUACGGGAACAUGACGAGCAGCGACCCCUCCUGGGCGGCGGGGGCGGUGGUGGAGUUCUCGUGCGAGGCGGGCUACACUCUGGAGCAGGGCUCGGUCAGCAUCGAGUGCACCAACCCCGACGACCCGCAGUGGAACGACACCGAACCCGCCUGCAGAGCCGUGUGCAGUGGGGAGAUCACAGACUCUGUGGGCGUCGUCUUGUCUCCAAACUGGCCUGAAGCUUAUGACCGAGGACAAGACUGUAUCUGGGGCAUCCACGUGGAGGAGGACAAGAGGCUCAUGAUCGACAUACAAGUGUUGAACAUCGGGGUGAACGACCUCUUGACCUUCUACGACGGAGACGACCUCACGGCGAAGGUCCUGGGCUCUUACGGCGGCUCCAAGUCCAGGUUCAAACUCUACACCUCCACCGCCGACGUCACCAUCCAGUUCCAGUCCGACCCGGCGACCAACGUCUACGGAUACGGAAACGGAUUCGUGGUGCACUUCUUUGAGGUGGCGCGUAACGACACCUGCCCCGAGCUGCCUGAGAUCUCAAACGGCUGGAAGAGCUCGUCUCACCCCGACCUGGUGCAGGGGACCGUGGUCACGUACCAGUGCUACCCCGGCUUUCAGCUAGAGGGCGCCGAGCUGCUCAUGUGCCAGUGGGACCUGACGUGGAGCGGAGACCUGCCCAGCUGCCAGAGAGUCGUCUCCUGUCCAGACCCGGGUAAGGUGGACCACAGCCGCAGAGUCCUGUCCUCCUCUCACUUCACCGUGGGAUCCAGCGUUCAGUACGUCUGUGACAAAGGCUACAGUCUCCAUGGCAACAGCCUCCUGACCUGCUACAGCCGGGGGAGCGGCGGUCCGAGGUGGAGCCAGAGGCCGCCCACCUGCACACCGGAGACUUUUGAACCGUGCUCACAUCCGGGGACUCCCACCUUCGGCGUUCCCAGCUCGCGGCAGACUCACUUCCAGCCCGGGGACAGGCUCAGGUUCUCCUGCCUGAAAGGACAUCAGCUCCUGGGGGAACCCGUGCUCCACUGCGUCCCCGGGCACCCGUCUCAGUGGAGCGGGCUGCCCCCUGUCUGCAAAGCGAUGUUUCUGAAACAAAGUGAUGAACGCAGACUAGACGUUUCGUCUCUGUCUCUGCGUUUGGACGGAGCUCAGAUUCUGUUGGUGAUCUUCGUCCCGGUCGCUCUCAUCCUCCUCACCAUCACAGCCGUCUACCUCUACUUCUUCAAGUACGGACUAAAUAAAUAA